Mesocestoides corti is the source of this 3129-nucleotide messenger RNA. NCBI's taxonomy places the organism in Eukaryota, Metazoa, Platyhelminthes, Cestoda, Cyclophyllidea, Mesocestoididae. The record is from the annotation of a GenBank genome assembly.
AUGCCUACAUUGAGGAAUUUAGCUUUGCUGGCGCUCGUCGGCUCGUUGCUCACCUACGGAGUGGGUGUAUUCGUGUACCUUAUAUGCGGUCUUAUUUCAUUCGCAGCAGGGUUUCUUCUUUUUCUUCCCGAUCUUCAGUGGGUUCCUCUAAAGCGUAAAAUCCCCACAUCUCGAGGACUGAUUAAGAUUGAAGAACUCCAGCCAAAAUCAUUCCAGAAGAAGGGUAGUUAUGCAAUAUCAGGCUGUCCAGAGCUUGAUCAUGUACUCAAUCAGUUGCUUGAGUAUGUCAUCGAGGACUACAUCCGCUUCUGGUACACUCCACUGACAAGCGAGUCUGAGUUUCCCCAUCACUUGCACGCGGCAAUGGCGCAGCUACUAGCCGAGGUUUCUAACCGGGCAAAGCGUGUCGAUUGGGUGCCAUUCGUGAUUGAAGGCGUCCCGAAUUUGGUCAUCGAGCACUUGCGCAUUCAUCGCAGAGCUCUCGAGAGAAAUCCAUACGCUAGUCCUGAAGAGCAAAUUAAACUCUUUUUCGAUGAGGAGUUUGAGGCAGAAAGGUUUGUCUGUCGUGAAAGCAUUUGCACUUCACGAAAGUUGGAGCUAAACCACCUUCGCAGACUAACUGAUGUGUUCCUUUUUGCUAUAAUGCCCGAGGAGGAUUAUCGGAUACCGACUUUCCGAUAUUUACUUAAGGAAAUACUUGUUAAUGGCAUACUUCUACCCACUGUGGAUAUCCUCGCCGAUCCGGACUUCGUGAAUCAAUCGAUCAUUAAAUUAUGCAAUGAGUCGGCGUUUACAAGUCCCUACUUUAUCCAGUCCUUGAAAAUGUCUACUCGGGAGGACGAAUUGAUGGCAGUUAAGGAGCGUAUUGAGGCGUUUUCUGUGAAACUACGCGGUCGCGAUUCCGGCGGUGAUGAUGACACACUAGUGAAAGCCCAAAUAAACAGUCUGGCUUUUCUGGAGAACAUUUGCAACUCGCAGAUCGCGCUAAUUAAACGGGGACUGUCACAGAAGUCGGAUCUUCGUAAUGGCACCACGGAAUCGGAUGCCCUGUCCCGGACAGUUGACCUCACCUUUGACGAUGUUAUGGCCAGCGAUGUUGCUGUUUCCAACUUCCUAGAAUUCCUCACCUCAAUCAACGAGCAGUCGCUGUUCAGUCUGUACUUAAAUUGCGUAAGUGUUGGAGAUCUGUUCUUCCCCUUCCGAAUUCGGGAGCGUAAAAUGCAGAACGACCCUAUCACCCUCAAGUGUAUCCUUCUGGCGUACCGAGUGAACUCCGAAGAGCUCAUGACCUCCAUCUCUUCCGAUGACGCGGUUUUCGAAAGCGUAGAAGACGGCGAUGACGGAAUCCAUUUUUCCACCGGCCCGGAAUUCGUUGCGGACACGACAGGCGCUGCUCCAGCUGCUGCUCCUGCUCCUGCCGCAGCCACUACACUCUCGCCACAGGACAGGGAAGCCAUGGAGGGCAUCCGGGCGUUCGGGGUCUCCAUGUGCAACAUCAUCAUGCGCACCCUGCCCCAGGUCUCAGAGGAGACGGUCCACCGAUGCAUUCGGAACCUCACUACGCCCCUUGAAUCAAUCGAUCCCACUGUCUUCCUGGCGAUCGAGGAAGAAUUAGUGCGGAUGCUCACAGCCGAGAAUUGCUUUGGAGCCUUCAAAAAAAGUCCCUUUUAUGCUCGCACUUUGGAUGAAAUCGGACUGCCGGAGAUGUUGGCGGACUCGCCUCGUCGAUUGAAGGCAAAUCGACUAGACGACAAGGCCGCCGCACCCGCCAACGACGAAACCUCGGACACGACUUCGACAACUUCCUCUGCUUCCGUCUCCUCUCGGGGUGCCUCGCAGUCGUCAAUAAUAGGUGGGUCUGAAGGGGACCUUCGUUUUCACUGCCCGUCUUCAGCAUCAUCGUCAUCAUCAUCAUCACCGCCCUACUUUGCCGAUUCGUACCGCGCGAGUGUUCUGUCUGGUGAAAUGGUCCGUGAUGGCUACGUCGCGUACACAGUAGAGGUAACCUGCACUUCCAACAUCUCCGAUCGCAAGUCGGUCUGGCGGACCUACCGUCGCUACAGCCAAUUCGACGAUCUACACUCGUGCAUUGUGGAACAGUGUGGCCGAAUUCCAAAUUUAAAGUUGCCUUCGAAGAAGACUUUUAGCAAUGUUAGCAGUGAAUUCAUCGAGAAAAGACGCUUCGAACUGGACGAAUACCUCCAGACACUCUGUUGCCUAGACGCAAGUGGCAAAUAUCCCAAACUGCACCCGAUUCUCGUGAGUUUUCUACAGCCGGAGAAUUGGGAGCGGAAGAAAGCCUUGCCUUCUGGUGUUUCUUCACUAGUGAAUCCUCUAAAAGCUGUCGGCUCGGCCAUAAUAUCCGUUCCGGACACCCUUUUUGACGGUUUCUCAAAAAUGAUAAACCGACGGUCGCCGGGGCAGGUACCAGGCCGAUCUGAGACCAACGGUGCCCUUGGUGGUCGAGCUCCCCUCUUCAACGACGGUUACACCUCCAAUCUUACCAUCCUGGACCAGACGGAUUCUGACAACAUUCCAUUCCGUCUCCUGUUUAUGCUCGUCGAUGAGGUGUUCAAUUUGCAAAGAAAGACGCAACUGUUUCGUCGCGGCACCUUGACCAUCCUGAGGAACAUCGUACAGACCUUCUUCGGAGACAUAAUGAAUCGCAAGAUUAUAGAAAAGGCGAAGCAUUUGAUAAGCGCCAAACAGAUCGCCGUCUACACCGGCAUGCUUUGCGACGUGCUGUGGCCGAACGGUCCGAGGGCAGAAUCGGCCGGCGAGAAUCCGGCCAAAGAGGGCUCCGCCAGCUCACCAACUUCGUCCACACGGAAUGAGGCCAUGAAACUGCGAACUCGCAUUCUGUGCCGUGCUGUCAUGUUCGGGAGUGUUGCUGACCGACCACCUCGUCUUAAUUUCGUUCUUCUUGCAGAGGAACUUGCCUCCUACUUGGGCAUAGAGACGACACGAGAGGGCGUACAGAGGGUCUUCGACCUGCUCCAACAGCCCCACCUCAACCGGCGUCUUGUGCACUGCCUCCUUGAAGGCAUUAUUCGUCUAGCAUUGAGCGACUAUACGACGCAGUUGAACGAAAUUUACGCUCAGGACAACCGUCGACCUGGGUCCUUCUAA